GUAACAGAGAUGUAAUAUGUAGAUGACUAUUGACGAGCGGAUAUCAAAUAGAAAAAUUCAUACUUUGCUUUUAGUAUUGGUUAGACAAUAAACACACCCCAAAAUUGAUUCCACUUUCUACCAUUGAAAUCCCUCAAGACUUCUCUUCUAAUUCCAUUUUCUAACGUUCUCAUAUUCAUAUUAUUAGAAAUUUGCUUGAUUUAUCAGCAAAUCAAUCAAUUUUAUAAAACCCCUUUUCCCCAAUUUACGCGGUUUCCUCCCGCUCUAAAUCUUGUUCUUCCUCUAUUUCUUUUUCUUUGUUGAUUUUAAGAGAUCAACCCCAAUUAAUCAAACAUGUUUACGAGGAUUUUCGGCAAACCCAAAGAGGGAACUACCAGUGCUGUUGCAACUUUAGAUAAAUUGAGCGAGACACUUGAAAUGUUGGAGAAAAAAGAGCAGGUGCUUUUGAAGAAGGCUACUGCUGAGGUUGAAAAGGCCAAGGAGUUUACUAGAGCAAAGAACAAGCGUGCUGCUAUAACAUGUCUGAAGAGGAAAAGGCUUUAUGAACAACAAGUAGAGCAGCUUGGGAACAUGCAGUUACGAAUUCAUGAUCAGAUGAUAUUGCUUGAAGGGGCAAAAGCGACAACAGAAACUGUUGAUGCAUUAAGGUCUGGUGCCUCAGCUAUGAAGGCCAUGCAAAAAGCAACAAACAUCGAUAACGUGGAUCAAACUAUGGAUGAGAUCAAUGAGCAGACAGAGAAUUUAAAACAGAUACAGGAAGCUCUCUCUGCUCCUAUUGGUGCAGCAGCUGAUUUCGAUGAGGAUGAAUUAGAAGCAGAGCUUGAAGAGUUAGAAGGUGCUGAAUUAGAGGAGCAACUUCUACAGCCAGCAACAACUGCUCCUGCUGCAUCGGUGUAUGUUCCAGCUGGAAAACAACCCGUACGCCCGAUACCGCAGAAGCAAACUGCUGAAGAGGAAGAGCUUGCAGCGUUGCAAGCAGAGAUGGCACUUUAGACAGAUAUUCGUUGCUGGAAAACAGGAGACGGUCUUAACAUAUAUGAAGCUGUAUUAUAAGGUUAUCAUUGCUGUUUGUUCGUAGCAGCUUUGCAGGCACGUGUUAUGUAUUCUGGGAUUUUCUGGUAAUAAACUGUGCUGUUUAGGUUGCAUCAUGUUGUUAAUAGACCGUAAUUCCUCUUGCAAAAGGUCUUGAUUGUACCUUGUUCUCAAUGUAAAUUCCAGACUUUCUUACGGACAUUGUAAUAUCUGACUAUCAUUUUCUAACUAGUCAACACUUCACAUAUGUAAAAUGGUGAAUACAAGUUCUGAGCAUGUACGACCUUUUGGAUA
This is a messenger RNA of Spinacia oleracea (spinach), 1326 nucleotides long. Its product is annotated as vacuolar protein sorting-associated protein 32 homolog 2. NCBI's taxonomy places the organism in Eukaryota, Viridiplantae, Streptophyta, Magnoliopsida, Caryophyllales, Amaranthaceae. Gene Ontology annotation, biological process: late endosome to vacuole transport via multivesicular body sorting pathway; vesicle budding from membrane. The record is from RefSeq and is a predicted model, not a curated record. The transcript has 7 exons. Gene Ontology annotation, cellular component: ESCRT III complex; multivesicular body; cytoplasmic side of plasma membrane. Bases 334 to 993 code for a protein of 219 amino acids.